Dicentrarchus labrax (European seabass) is the source of this 567-nucleotide messenger RNA. It is a transcript of the gene coa4, whose product is annotated as cytochrome c oxidase assembly factor 4 homolog, mitochondrial. The transcript is spliced from 2 exons. Gene Ontology annotation, cellular component: mitochondrial intermembrane space. Lineage: Eukaryota; Metazoa; Chordata; Actinopteri; Moronidae. Gene Ontology annotation, biological process: mitochondrial respiratory chain complex IV assembly. The coding region runs from base 175 to 429 and encodes 84 amino acids. The record is from RefSeq and is a predicted model, not a curated record.
ACGGUUACACUUUCGUCCUCUGCUCAAGUGUGUCCUCCACGUACCGCUGACAGCGUUGACCGUGUGUUUGGUUGUGAGAGGAGUUAUAAAGGUUAUGGAAACUUAAUUUCGGUGUCUGAACGGACAGAUUGACAGAGAAUAAACAAGCAGAUCCACUGAGUCAACACAAACAGGAUGGCGUCCCCUUCACCCCACGACCGCAGCCGUAAAGACGAGGACGAGGACGACCCUGUUGAUCGGAUGAUAUCCCGCACUGGCUGUGCCGAGCUACAUUACGCCGUGCAGGAGUGCAUGGCUGAACACCAGGACUGGCGAGCGUGCCAGAGCCAGGUCCAGACUUUCAAAGACUGUAUGAUGAAUUUCCAAAAUGCCCGGAAAGAACAGCUGAUGAAGAGGCAGCCAACCUCCACUGAGUCUGCAGCCAGCUGAACUGACAACACAUCACAAACAAGCAUCACGCAUCACACACACACACCCACACACACUGGGAUGUGUUGAGGUGGAGAGACUGUACAUUAUUUAAUGAUUUGUAAUGAUAAUAAACAAGAAUAAGCAGCUACAAAAGAA